This is a messenger RNA of Musca domestica (house fly), 4277 nucleotides long. It is a transcript of the gene Xrp1, whose product is annotated as myb-like protein O. Gene Ontology annotation, molecular function: DNA-binding transcription factor activity. The transcript has 5 exons. Lineage: Eukaryota; Metazoa; Arthropoda; Insecta; Diptera; Muscidae. Bases 1417 to 3999 code for a protein of 860 amino acids. The record is from RefSeq and is a predicted model, not a curated record. Gene Ontology annotation, biological process: regulation of DNA-templated transcription.
AUCUAGCUAUUUGUGAAUCCUCAAAAAGAUAAGGGAGAUAAAAUAGAAAAGAAAUCCAAGCAAAUAAAAAUAUUAAAAUUUCAUUCAAACAAAAUUAAAGAAAAAUUAAAUAAAUUAAUUUUUAUGAAAUCAACCCUGCGCGAGAGUAUUUGUGAAAAAUUCAGUUACGAAUAAAAAAAAUUGUGUGACCAGCUGCUGAUGAAAUUGAAUCACUUGAUGAAAUUUCGUGUUUUUGUUGUAAUAUCACAAAUAUCCUAAAUGGCUUUCAGUGCUCGUGAAGAACCCUACAAAGAUUUUCUGUUCGUUGAACGUUUGUAAUUAGUUUUCUUUGUUCUUGGUCGGUUGUCAAGUCCUGAAAAUAAAAUAAAAAUUCCAGAAGAAUUCAGAAGCCAAGUGGAGUGAAGUGAAGAUUAAUUAACAAUUACUAAUUAACAAUUGUCUCUUUUUUGAAUACUGCACUCGGUAUUGUUUUUGGUGAAGCAUACUUUGAGGCACCCCAUUAAAUUUCCUUAUCAAAGAAAAUACAAUCACGUGCAUUUGUUUUGUGUGAGUGUGUGUAACGCGACGUAAACAGGAGAGUUUCGCUUUAAGCGUCACACGUGCCACUUCUUGUAUUAUGUUGGCUGACAGCACAUUUUAUUGUAUGCCAGUAUCAGCCACAACUGUAACCGUUUCUACCUCAGCAACAGCAGUGUCUCAACACGUUCGACGACAUUUGUUGCCAAACAACUCAACCGCGAACAUUUACCGGUGUGGUGCUGCUAUGCAUCAACAUUCAAUGCAUCAAACUAUCCAAAACGCAAACCAUUUGCAUCGCCAGAGCAACGUUGCCGCGAUUCGUUGGCAUUCUCAUUUGAAUAACUGUACAAACAUUAAUAAAAAGUUUAUGUUGGGCGAUCGCCGUAACUGCAACACGAUCGCGGUAUUGUCCAAAAUUAUUUUGUGUAAAAAUAUUAUUUGUUUUAAACGUAUCGAGCAACGAAAAGUUAUUGGCGGUUUUAAGGGUAGCGGCGGUCGCCAUCUAACCAACAAAGGUGUACCAAUGAAAUUGUACAUGACGAUGUCAUCAAUGUUCGACAACAUGAUGCUCGUUUGAGGGAAAGCUGUGUCUAAGACUCUUUAAAGAGCAAGUUUAGAGGUUCCCUUACAAUUUCAUUGUUUCUUUCCAACGGUGAAUUAAAACCAAGAUCAAAAUGGCAUUCAGCGUCGAAGUCCAAUCUAGCCUAUCACGGCCACAAGCCCACAACAACACCACCACCAACACAAACCAAUCAAAUCAAUCACGUUACAACAACAAGGUCGUACUCCCCAUCUACUAUUAUACUGAAGCGGGAGUCCAAUCCGUUGUCCAAGUGCAAGACAGUGCAAACGAUUACGAUAACCACAAGCUCCGAAAGUCCAGAAAGUAUAAUCUUGAUGAUACAGGAACCACCUUACCACCCCCAACGACAACAAACGGGCAUAAGCGAGAAAUCAAUCCCAACAACAUUAUUGAGUCAGGAUCAAUCCCCAUUGAUGACAACGAAAACAAAUUUGGUGAAGAGACCUUGUAUGAUUUCGAAUACACCAGAGAAAACUGCAACAACAGCAACCACAACCGUUCUGAAAAUUCCCAAACAAUCUUCGAAACCAAGAAUAUUUUUGCUUACCAGGCCUGCGAAUUUACCAUUGGUUCGGAAGAUUAUACCCCAAACAGUGGAAGCCCACCAGAAAGAGUUGAAUCCGGAGUCACCCCACCUCCUAGAAACGACGAAGGUGAAACAGAAACGAGAUAUAACGAAAAUCAUAAAAAUCAAACAGGCGAAUCAACGCCACCCCCUGAAACUAGAAAGUAUUCGGAAAAUACCCGUGAACCAGGUUGCGACCCACCAAUACCAGGUUCAGCAGUUUAUGCGCAGAUCAUACGAAAGCAAGUCACCAGAUUCUUUGCAAACUCAAAGCAAGUCUUUGAAUCCAACACUACUACCACGCCAGAGCGUCAAGUCCAAUAUAACAACCACAACAGCAACAAUACAAACAACAAACAAUACAGUACCAGCUGCGACCAGCUAUUCGAACAAGUCGAACCUAAAACAAGUGGUAAUCGGCAAGAAGCCAUCGUCGACUUUGGCAUCGAUGGCCGGCAUAGAGUUGACAGGUGCCGAUAUGUUGUCCCCUACAGCAGCGGAUAUGAGUGGAGCAAUGCCGCCUACUGCUACAGUUGAAGAGAUAAAUGUUCCGGUAUUCAUAGAUGAAUACCUACAAGAAGCCGCAAUAUCGACUUUGUCUGCAACAUCAGGAACAUCAGUUACAACGCAAAAUAUUAAUAUCAACAACAACAAUAAUAACCAUCACAACAACAACGGAAAUAAUUGUAACAACAGCAAGGAGGCGGUUAGCAUCGAUGAAAUAAAUCAGCAAACCGGCUUCGGUGUUGAGACCUUUGAUGAAAAUUUUGAAUUCGAUAUUGAAUUGUUGACGGAAACUACUAGCAAGGAUCAGGACAAAGAGAAGUUAUUAGAGCAGGCUUAUCAACAGCCAACACAACAGCAGCAGCAGCAACAACAAACACCAUUAAAUCUCUUACUUACAACAAGUGGCGGAGUGAACCACAUAAAUAAUUUUGAAAAGAAUCAAGAAGGAGUCGACGUAGAAGAACAACAAAAGCAACAGUUACAAUCUAUACUGGAUGAAAUAUUAUUUGGCAACAGUCCAAGUUGCAGUAACAACAACAACAUUACUAUUACUAACAACAACAACAAUUCCAACACUAUUCCAAUGGCGGUCAAUAAUCUAGCUGACAUUUGCAACAACCACAACAACAUGUACGAUGAAAAUGGCAUCUUCGAUUUGGCCCCAAAUAGCCAAAAUUUAAACAAUGAUGACUUAGAUUUGGACAUUUUGAAUCCAUCUUUUGAAAAUGCUGUUGAUAUUCAUGACAUCAAGAAUGAAGACUUUCCCUAUAUAAUGGAUUGUAAUGGAGCUGAAAACAGUGAAUCAAUUUGCAAUUUUGACGAUCCAAUGUUUUGCGGCUCGUUGGUAAUGUCAUCACAAUCAUCGCAGUUGACAAGAACCCAUUCGAGUGUGGCCGAAUUGUCUCAAGAGAUCAUGAACGCAGAACCACAUAUAUCGCCAAAUCUUAUACACUAUUCAAAUGAAUAUUUACUAUUAGAUACACCAGCAACCUCCACAGCAAUGUCAGCAGCCGCUGAGGCCAAUGACGGCUCGAAUUCCCAACAGAUUGUGUGUAUGGACUCCUUCGUGGACGAUUCAACUUCAUUCUACAAUGAUGAUUUGGCCAUAAUGACCGAGGAAAAUCCUCUAAAGCGUUCUCAGAGUCCCCAAACUCUAAAACACAUGCAAAAGAAACGGGCCAAGUUGCGCUUAGAUACGAAGCGUCGAGCUGUCGAAGAGGGUGUGCUUGAUACUCCAGGCGUUGUUAGGUUGAUUGAUGAACAGUUAUCCUUGCCACUUAAACCGGCCCCGGAGGAAACUACCGAAGAUAUCUUCAAUAGCCUUAUCGCAUGCUCUCCACAUGAAUCCUCCGAUAGCAUUCUAACAUUUAAAUCGGAAGCGAUUGAUAUGGAUUAUAAUUCAAAUGACAUUACACCACCUUAUACACCAUACAGCGUCAAUUCCUCCAAUUCAAAUCAAACCAAUUUUUCUGGCAUUAUCAACCAGCAACCUUACUCACCUGCCCCCUCCGUAGCCACAACGUGUGCGACCACAAAACGUGGCCGAGGACGUCCAGCCAAGAUACACAGUGAUGUGCCCGAUCCUUCACAGUUGGCUCAUUUGCCCGAGAGUGAACAGAAAAAGGUAUUGGAGCGGGCCAAAAAUAAUGAGGCCAGCCGUAAAUCUCGUCUAAAGAACAAGGAACGUGAGGAGGCUAUCGAAAGGGAAGAGCGUGAUCUAAUACAACACAACAUCUAUUUGAAUACAGAAUGGCAGAAACUGUUGCGUCUAGAAAAGAAAUUGAGACGUGCUUGUAAACGGGCAAGCAGAUCAGCUCCUUAUUAGGGAAAACUCGGCAGUAAAACCCAAAAGCAGAAACACUCAGCAGUACCUAAUUUCAAAUCACCAUAAAAUAGACACAAAAGCUGCACAAUAUCAAAUAUAUACUGCAGUAGCCAUUUGGAAAUCGUUGUUAGUUGGUCAUUUUAUAAGUUUUAGAAAUAUAUAAGCAUAGCUUUUAUUUGGUUUAUAAACAAAUAUAUAUGUUUCCAAGAAAAUUAUAUUUUUAAAUCACAUGUAAUACUUUUAAGAAAAACUAAAAUGUUUUACUUUUAUUUUUUUUU